AUGACAGACAGAGGUUAUGGCACAUCCAAAGCAAACCUCCGACCCAACGCACCCCCUGUGCUCCCACCUGAGCCGAUAGACAUCAUUCGGAUCAAGGCCCGCUCCCGACGGGUCAGGCUCAAUGUUGGAGGCCUCACACAUGAAGUCCUAUGGCGAACGCUAGACCGGUUGCCCAGAACCCGUCUGGGACGACUGAGAGACUGUAACACCCAUGAGUCAUUGCUGGAGAUUUGUGAUGACUACAGCCUCAAUGAGAACGAGUACUUUUUCGACCGGCACCCUGUGGCCUUCUCCUCCAUCUUGAACUUCUACCGAACAGGGAAGCUGCACAUGAUGGAGGAGAUGUGUGCCCUUUCCUUUGGCCAAGAGCUGGACUACUGGGGUAUUGAUGAAAUCUACCUCGAGUCCUGCUGCCAGGCACGGUACCACCAGAAAAAGGAGCAGAUGAAUGAGGAGCUGAGGAGGGAGGCAGAUGCGCUAAGGGAGAAUGAUGGGGAAGAGGAGGAGCAUGGCUGUUGGCCCGACAAAAGACAGAAGCUCUGGGAUCUGCUGGAGAAACCAAGCUCAUCUGUGGCUGCAAAGGUACUGGCCAUGAUCUCCAUCCUAUUUAUCAUCAUUUCCACCAUCUCAUUGUCUCUCAACACAUUGCCUGAACUGCAAGUGGUAGAUGAAUUUGGCCAGUUCAAUGACAACCCCAGUCUGGCCCACGUGGAGGCUGUGUGCAUUGCCUGGUUUACCAUGGAGUAUAUGCUGCGCCUGCUCUCAGCACCCGACAAGUGGGAUUUCAUCAAAGCACCACUAAACAUCAUUGAUUUGCUGGCUAUAAUGCCUUACUAUGUGACCCUCUGCCUAACUGAGUCUAACAAGAAUGUGAUGCAAUUCCAGAAUGUGCGCCGUGUGGUCCAGAUCUUCCGAAUUAUGAGGAUCCUGAGGAUACUGAAGCUAGCCAGGCACUCAACAGGGCUUCAGUCUUUAGGCUUCACUCUGCGAAGGAGCUACAAUGAGUUAGGUCUGCUCAUCUUAUUCUUAGCCAUGGGCAUUAUGAUAUUCUCUAGCUUGGUGUUCUUUGCAGAGAAGGAUGAGGAUUCCACCAAAUUCACCAGUAUCCCCGCCUCCUUCUGGUGGGCUACAAUUACUAUGACCACUGUUGGUUAUGGAGAUAUCUACCCUAAAACCCUGCUGGGUAAGAUUGUGGGAGGGCUUUGCUGUAUAGCAGGUGUGUUAGUCAUUGCCCUUCCUAUCCCAAUCAUUGUCAACAACUUCUCUGAGUUCUACAGAGAGCAAAAGAGGCAGGAGAAAGCAAUCAAGAGGAGGGAAGCCCUUGAAAGAGCCAAACGCAGUGGAAGCAUUAUCUCUAUCAACCUAAAGGAUGCUUUUGCACGCAGUAUGGAACUCACAGAUGUGUUAGUGGAAAAGAGAGAGGACGGCAAGUGUCCUGUGGAUAAUCACCUCUCACCAAGCCGCUGGAGCUACCACAAACACUACACUAAUGCAGAGGGGGCUAGUCCAGCUAGGUCCCAACAUUCUCAUUAUCAGGAAGUAGCUCAGCAGGGCUCUCCUGAACGAGCCAAGCUCUCAUCUAACAAAACUACCCCUCAACACCUCAGUGCAAAGAGGCUAGAAGAGACUUACAACAAGACAGCAAACACCCAGGAACAACGGGACAAAAUUAUAGAGGAGCAAGUAGAGAUGAAAACAAUGACCUCCACACAAGUCCAGCAAAAUUCACCUGAUGUCAGCCUUAUCAGGAAAUUAUCCAAUGUAACCGAUGAUAUUUUAGUCGAAAGGGGGGGCAAAAGAUCUCUUGUGUUGAGUGCUGAAGGAAGUCAAACUGGUGCUAGAUACCAACGCAUCCCCCCACCUUUGGAUCUAAGUCAGAUAAGCACCAUGGAGGUAAACAGGGGCCCUGACAGCAGCCAAUCAGGUACUAUCAUCAAAGAGGGUUUGUAUGAGUUUGUGUCUUGCCCCAAAAGAAGUGGGGCUGGGGAUAUGAGUUUGGUGUCACAGAGUGGGGAAAGCUUUGGAGCUACCUAUGACAGUACCUGCAGCUCCUUGCAAGGCUAUAGCAACCUCCAAAAGUCAGGAGCCCUAAAGGUUGACCUCAUUGAAUCCCAAGAUGACGUGCUUAUGGCUGUGAUGACACCUAAUGCAGCCCCAGCCUCUACUGGCUUUACCAAGCUUGCUCAACUACUUUCUGAUGACAUUAUCUCAAGGUUUUCUCCACCUCCAAGUUCUGCAACAGAAGUUAAGUCUCCGCUGGCGAUCCUGCAAUCCCCAUCUCUGCCCCAGCAAUCUGUCAGUCCAAGCUACUCCCAUGGGGGAGGUGAAGGCUCAGCAGCCAGGAGCUUAGAAGGUGAAGGGCAGCUCACAGGCUUAAGCCAACAGAGAAGGAAUCACAUGGAGAGGUCUGUCACUACCUCAAGUAGCAGUGCUAUCCCACUUUCGUCAAAAGCCUGCCCCCUCAACUGCACCCAGCAGCUAGUAACUGUGGAAGGAGGGGAGGAAGGAGCCGAGGAGGAAGCAGAACAGUGUGGAGAGAAACAAGAAAAUCACAUUGCUCUGGAUGGAUGCAUGACACCACCCUGUGAAACGAGCAUGUAA
This is a messenger RNA of Limanda limanda (common dab), 2601 nucleotides long. RefSeq names its product potassium voltage-gated channel subfamily B member 2-like. The record is from RefSeq and is a predicted model, not a curated record. Gene Ontology annotation, cellular component: membrane; voltage-gated potassium channel complex. The coding region runs from base 1 to 2601 and encodes 866 amino acids. Gene Ontology annotation, biological process: protein homooligomerization; potassium ion transmembrane transport. Gene Ontology annotation, molecular function: delayed rectifier potassium channel activity; protein binding. The transcript has 2 exons. Lineage: Eukaryota; Metazoa; Chordata; Actinopteri; Pleuronectiformes; Pleuronectidae.